AAAGUAGCCACACGGUCUGUCUGUAUGAUUGUGUGACCAGGCAUGCGCUCGCAUCUGAGAACCAACCGACGCUGAGCAGGGAGCGGAUGAAGAAGCGUUUGGUGGCAUCUGCGAACUCCCGACCACUCCGCUUACUAUUGGCAACGGAAAGACGGUAGCCUCGACAGUUACAGCGGACACCUGACACUCAGCAACAGAAGGCCAACAUAAUACAUUUAGCUGUAAAAAGCAACAACGGUCUUUGCUGGAUAAAGACAGCAUUCACACAUAAGGACGAACGCCGGUGCUGAAGCUCAGCUGCGACUAGGGAGGUGUAGACGGCAAUACUCAGAUCUCAUUUGUCUGUGAUGAGAAUCGCCAUCCACCAGAGACCUAAGGCGUGCCCCCGUCAUCGUCUCUUCUGAAAGGAAGAGGAAGUGAUGUCACGUCACCACAAUCGCUUCGAGAGGGAGUACCGGGGGAUGCCGUGGGAGAGGCGGGACAUCAUCCGUCCGACUGGCCUCCUCAACGGAUCGGGAGCCAAUAACAGCUGCCCAGCCGUCAACGGUAACAAUCGCCCGGGACUCCUCCCACUGCCCGUCAUCCCUUCCCUCUUGCCAACCCCGGUUACGGUUGCCGUGACGACAUCGAGUGGUGGUGACAUGGUUGUCAAGCGUCAAGGAGGCGUCACAGUCACGGCCGCUGGUGCUGCCAAGGUAUCUGGUGUGUCUCCAGGGGAGAGGGAGAGCCAGGCUCCAGGUCUGCUGUUAGCUCCAGGGGUGAGGUGGGGACAGACACCCAUCAACCAGCUCACACCCUGGGAGACUGAUGAACCUCCUGCCAAACAACAGCACAGAGACUGUGAACCCAUAGGUCCUCCAUGGGUACCUUCUGUAGCAGCAGUGACCAAGUCCAGUCUCCUGCCCCACUCCUACCCCCUCCAGCCCCCUCCUUCAGCCACAGUGUCACUGUCCAGUGCCCUAUUAUAGGUCUGACUCCCUCCAUCCAGUCACCCAUGCCCCUCCACUCCCACCCGCUCAUGACAGCCCACUUCCAGCUACCCCCGCACUCCACUGCCCACCAACCCCCCGCCAUGGUGCUCAAAAUGCCCUACCAGCCACCCUAUCCCUUGGCCCAGCCCCCUGUCUUCUCCUCGCCCCUCUCUACCCCCUCAGGUGGUCCCAGGGGAGCGCACCCCAACCAACAAAACCACAGAAUGAUGGGGAACGGUCAUCUGACGCCUCACCCCCCUCCUCACCACUCUCACCCAACUCACCCUCUCAUACAGCCCCAUGCCCUGCCUCUGACCAAUGGGCAGUUGGCGCGGCUAGUUCCUCCUACUCCAGUAGCCAAUCAGGAUGGUCCUAGAGGGCCCAAUGGGCUGCAGAUGCUGAGGACUGUGGGGAUGGGAAAGUACGAGUUCACAGACCCAGGACAUCCUAAAGAGAUGUUGAAGGAGUUGAACCAACAGCGCAGAGCGAAAGAGUUUACAGACCUGAAAAUAAUUGUUGAAGGCAAAGAGUUUGAAGUCCACCAAAAUGUUCUAGCUUCCUGCAGCCUUUAUUUCAAGGACCUGGUGAAAAGGUCGUCAGGGGAGACGAGGAGCGGGGAGAAGCUAGAGCUGCAGAUGAGCAACAUUGGAGCUGACGUGUUGGAGCUGCUGCUGGAGUUUGUCUACACGGGCUCUCUGGUCAUCGACUCAGCUAACGCCAAGACACUGCUAGAGGCCGCCAACAAGUUCCAAUUCAACACCUUCUGCAAAGUCGGUGUGUCCUUCCUAGAGAAACAGCUAACAGCAGGGAACUGUCUAGGUGUGCUGGGCAUGGCUGAGGCUAUGCGAUGUACAGAGCUCCACAACAUGGCCAAAGCCUUUGCACUCCAGAACUUCCCUGAGGCGGCAGGUCAGGAGGAGAUUCUGAAUGUGUCUAAGGAGGACCUGGUGGCCUACCUGUCUAAUGACAGUCUCAAUACCAAGACUGAGGAACUGGUCUACGAGACUGCAAUCAAUUGGAUCAAACGAGACCCCACCUCCAGAGUACAGCAUGUAUCAGAGUUAUUAGCAGUGGUGCGUCUUCCCUUCAUCCACCCGUCCUACCUGCUGAACGUUGUGGACAACGAGGAGUUAAUAAAGACGUCGGAAGCGUGUCGAGACCUGGUCAACGAGGCCAAGCGAUAUCACAUGUUACCUCACGCCAGACAGGAGAUGCAGACUCCUAGGACACGACCACGGCUAUCUGCAGGUGUGGCGGAGGUGAUAGUGUUAAUCGGUGGUCGCCAGGCCAUCGGUAUGAACCAGCGGUCUCUGACGGCGGUGACGUGUUUUAACCCUCAGAACAGUAAGUGGCACCCACUGGCCAGCCUGCCCUUCUACGACCGAGAGUUAUUCAGCGUCAUCUCAGCAGGGGACAACAUCUACCUGUCAGGUGGGACAGAGUCGGGUAUGACGGUAACUGAUGUGUGGUGCUACAUGUCUCUAUUGGACAAUUGGAACCUGGUGUCUCGUAUGACGGUGCCUCGCUGCAGACACAACAGUCUGGUGUACGACGGGAAACUCUAUACCAUUGGAGGACUGGGAGUGUCAGGAAACCUGAACCAUGUAGAGAGGUAUGACACCAUAACCAACCAGUGGGAGACUGUGUCUCCGCUCCCCAAGCCGGUUCACUCUGCAGCGGCCACGGUGUGCGGGGGGAAGGUGUAUGUGUUCGGAGGGGUGAACGAGGCGGGCCGAUCGGCGGGAGUACUGCAGUCAUACGUUCCUCAGACCAACUCCUGGAGCUUCAUAGAGUCACCCAUGAUCGAUAAUAAGUAUGCCCCAGCGGUCACUCUGAAUGGGCACAUCUUUAUUCUGGGAGGAGCCUAUGCCCGGGCCAUCACCAUCUAUGACCCAGACAAAGGAAACAUCAAAGCCGGACCCAACAUGAACCACUCACGACAGUUCUGCAGUGCGGUGAUCCUGGAUGGUAAGAUCUACGCAACGGGGGGCAUUGUGAGCAGCGAGGGUCCUGCCCUGGGCAACAUGGAGAUCUUUGACCCCCACACCAACAACUGGACGCUCCUCCAGUCGCUGCCCUGCCCUCUCUUCAGACACGGCUGUGUCGUCAUCAAGAAGUACAUCCAGAGUGGCUGAGAUCGGUUCAGUGAUGAAUGAGUUUCCUGAAAGCUUUGUAGCCAAUGUGGCUUUAUUUUCUCUGGACAACCCAGACCCAUGCCUCUUGUAGAAGAGCAAAGUACUUCAGGUUCAUUUGGCGAAUUUUGUUCACUUUUCCCCGAGAACUGUCAAACAUUUACAAUUAUUGUUAGUCUCCCUCUACUGUGGUGCUGGGUUAUCGAGACAAACUAAGUGUCAUGUUAGAUAUGAAGCUAUCGGGAAAACUCCCCCCUGACUGGUUUGGUCUGGUUAGGACAGGACACUCUGUGUGCAGCUUUUGGGGGUCGAUCGGUCAGCACCGCUGGACUAUCCAACUAAAACCCCCUCGGGACUUGAUGCCAGUGUUGUUGUCUUUACCCCCCCCACCCCACCCCUUCAGUCCCCCAUCAACCCCCUGUGCAGAAUGUAGGCAUCUUACUGUAUCUUGAACCACUUGGCCAUGUCAGGUACUGGUGCCUAAGCUACUGUAUGUAUCAUAUAGUGUAGCUUACCCCCCCCA
This is a messenger RNA of Oncorhynchus tshawytscha (Chinook salmon), 3626 nucleotides long. Its product is annotated as kelch-like protein 29. Lineage: Eukaryota; Metazoa; Chordata; Actinopteri; Salmoniformes; Salmonidae. Gene Ontology annotation, molecular function: protein binding. The transcript is spliced from 15 exons. The record is from RefSeq and is a predicted model, not a curated record. Bases 860 to 3106 code for a protein of 748 amino acids.